Molecule: messenger RNA, 1159 nt
Organism: Trichoderma virens Gv29-8
Lineage: Eukaryota; Fungi; Ascomycota; Sordariomycetes; Hypocreales; Hypocreaceae
Exons: 1
Coding region: 160-1086 (308 amino acids)
Source: RefSeq, a predicted model, not a curated record
AUUAGCAAAUGGAGGGGACUUGCGUUAUCAUAUUCGUUUACGUCCUAUAUGUGAAUUCCGUACAAUUAUUCUUCCUUUCUCUAAUACGCCGUAUUCUAUUACGCCAAGGAUCGACGCGUCUCCUUUCACAGAAAAUUGUAACGAUCAAUUGAACGAGCCAUGGAUCACGACAUCAACGGCGAUCAAAUCCCAGACGACGAAAUAGACGAAGUCGAGUUCGUCGACUCAGACCCCGACUCGGAUCUCGAAUACACAUCUGUGAGCAUUGGGUUGAAUAAGACUGGCGAGCGUGGCAGCGGCUAUCAUACUCGCAAUGACCCUUCUGCUCCAUAUCAGCGACAAACGGUGACGGAACGCCGAGGAAUUAUAGAAGUCCGCUGCAAGUCGCGAGAUGUGAUCCAUGGCGUUCUGUCUGAAGAGACGGGAGAGAGCGCAACGCUUCUUGUCUAUGACUUUUACCUUGAUACAACUCGGAGAUCACGGCGAAUCGUGUCCGCCUCGCUAGAAUUCGAAUUUGGAAACGCUGUUCCCGGAGUUCCGGCGCCCCAAGUUCAUGCUAUUGCUCCUGCGGGCCGUGUGACUCUGCUACCUUCGACCCAGGAAGAGUCGGUCACUCAUGGAGCCGAAGUGAAUGCGGGUGUGGGCGAAUUUGGCGCAAAUGCUGGCGGGAGCCUCAAAUGGGAAAAGACUGUGAGCCGCACAACAAACGACGACGCCAGAGUGACGGGCCACAUUUUCAGCGAUGACUACGGCAAAGGCGUUGGCGCGAGCUGGGUUUUGCACGAGAAUCCCACGAUAAAAUCCGGUACACCCAGUUUCUUACGUUGCGCCAUCUUGCUUAAUCGCGGAUUUGACGACAACAAGUUCCAAUGCAAAGUGAGGAUCAAGGUGGAGGCUGAUUGGAAGUCUGAGAUGGGUCGAUUGUUUGGCUCAACACCACCAGAUGACCCAGUCUUGUUCGACCCUGAGAUGCCCCCCACUAAUAAGCUGCGAAAAUAUGACACGGAGAACCUGGGCUCCAUCGAUUUGGAUGAAUUUACGGAUAUCAUCUUUGACAAAGCAUUGAAGAAGAAGGACGCGGCUUAAGGCGACCAAGAAAAGGCGUCAAUGAUUACUAUUCACUUAUAAGCAGCAAGUAGUAUUAGCUAACAGUCGUUAC